AUGGGCAGAGAAUUUUAUCUAGACCAGAUAAUCGAUUUUUCUUCAGGUAUUUUUAUUUUUGUUGUUGUUCUGGCCUCGACUGGAGCAACUUCCAUCGUAAAAGACGAUCACUCAUCGUCUUCAGCUGCUGCCGGAGGUGCUAAAUCAAAAUCAAGCUCGAUGAGUUCGUCCGAAGAAGUUUCAUGGAUUUCAUGGUUCUGUGGUCUUCGUGGAAAUGAAUUUUUCUGUGAGGUGGAUGAAGAUUAUAUACAAGAUAAAUUUAAUUUAACGGGCCUCAAUGAACAAGUACCACAUUAUAGACAGGCACUUGAUAUGAUACUUGAUCUUGAGCCAGACGAUGAACUUGAUAAUCAAGAAAAUCCGAAUCAAUCAGAUCUGAUUGAACAAGCUGCUGAGAUGCUUUAUGGUCUUAUACACGCACGUUAUAUUCUUACUAAUAAUGGUAUAGCGCAAAUGCUUGAGAAAUUCCAAAAUGGUGAUUUUGGUCUAUGCCCUCGCAUAUAUUGUGACAAUCAACCAAUGUUACCGAUUGGUUUAUCAGAAGUUCCUGGUGAAGCCAUGGUGAAAUUAUAUUGCCCAAAAUGUAUGGAUGUUUAUACACCAAAAAGUUCCCGUCAUCAUCAUACUGAUGGAGCUUAUUUUAGUACAGGUUUUCCUCAUAUGCUCUUUAUGGUUCAUCCUGAAUAUCGUCCUAAACGACCAACAAAUCAAUUUGUUGCUCGACUUUAUGGAUUUAAAAUUCAUUCCAUGGCAUAUCAAUUGCAAUAUCAAGCAGCAGCUAAUUUUAAACAAACGAAUACAAGUUCAGUCGUUCCAAGUGCUGCCGUCGGUGGUAGUGCUACAACAACAACAACAACAACAGUAGCAGCAGCAGCAACCACUGCAGCAACGGCAACAACAGCAGCGGCAACAACAGCUCGACCAUUGAUUAAAGAUUGA
Molecule: messenger RNA, 939 nt
Organism: Rotaria socialis
Lineage: Eukaryota; Metazoa; Rotifera; Eurotatoria; Philodinida; Philodinidae
Source: the annotation of a GenBank genome assembly